GCGCGCUCGUGCCAGCUCGUCGUCACCAGCUAUAUAGCCUCGGAGCCGAGCCGAGCCGAGCCGCCGCCGAGUGUGUAUCAUUUAUUUCACGAUAUUAUAGUCGGUCAGUCGGUCGGUGAGCCUCGACGACCAUAUAAUAACAAUUUUGCACCGAAUUAUUCAAGCUUUCGGCUGCGCGUUAUUUAUUAUUGAGUGCGAGUGCGAGUGUGUGUGUGUGCGUCGUGCUGCUGCAUUAUAAAUAUAUAUAUAUAUACGUGCAGCUAUAGUGCAAUAACCCUCCGCAGUGUCUCGAGUGCGCCGAGCAUGUGUCGUCGUCGAUCAUUAUUAUCAUCAUUAUUAUCCGCGAGUGUGUGAUACGUGCGAGUAGUAGUAGUGCCGCACUCUGAUUUCUGCUGCCCGUCUCUUUUGCCUCUGUCUCGCUCUCUUCUUUUUUUUUUUUUUUUUCGUCGAUUGUGUCUCGUGUCGUGUGACGUAUGUAACGCGCGCCGACGACGACGACGACGACGACGACGGGGGCAGCAGCACACACGUAUAGCAUAUAUCUAUACGAUGAUGUAGACGCGAACAUAAAAACGCGUGUAUACGAGCGCACGUACACGUAGGUGGUUUUACAUUAUAUAUAAUAUACGUGUGACACAUCUACACAUACACACAUACGCGUCGUUGAGAGUGAACCGCGACGGCCUAAAUUUCCCUGCCGUCUAUCUAUCUAUCUAUCUAUCUGUGUCUGUGUGUCGGUGACGCGAAUUACACACGUACACGAAGUCGUUGGUGCAGCUAUAUAGAGAGGAGUGAGAGAUUCCCGCGUGCUCUCGGCUGCUGCUGGUGUCUGUACGCUUCUUUUUUUGCGUUUCGUUGUUUUGAUUCUUUUUUCUGUGUGUCUAAAGUGUACCCACGAGACUAGUGUCGUGUAGCAUAUAUCACGCCGCCGAAGGAAAGCUCGUGUGUGUGUGUGUGUAUUAUAAUAGUGAUACAUCUGUAUACAUACAAAACAAAUCGGAGUGAGCGAGAGAGAGACGACACGAGGGGGAGAAAAGCAGUAUAAGAAGCAGAGAGAGAGAGAAAAAAAAUACACGCCGCUGACUGUCUCUCUCUCUUAAAUGUACCGCUGCCGCCGCAAGGAGUGUAGCGGUGGUAAUCGUCCUCGCCGUGUCGUAUCUCGAUGACUGCGUCGCCGAGGAGGAGGAAAAAGAUAUUCCCGAAUCUCCAAGUCAUCGGCGGAUAUUAAUAAGCAACGAGAGGAAGAAUAGAGAACUUGGUCCUUUUUUGCUAGAUAUAUAUUAUUCAUAAAAAAAAGUAUAGAAGCUGGCGCGUCGAAGAUUUUGAAUAAUGAAGCGCUACGAACAAUGGCACUGGCGUCGGCGGCCGCAGCCACUAACCUUACUUAGCAGACCCAGAAGAGCAAGGGCCGCUGCUGCUGGGAUUUAAGCGCACGUGAAAUAUACAGUGUAGUGAAAAGACAAGUCGAGAGUUUCUAGCGAGCGAAUAGAGAGCGAAAAGAAAACAAAGUGAUUUCCGACCUACGCGAGAGUCCACGAGCUAAAAGGAAAAAAAAGAAAGGGUAGAUAAGGACGAGGUAAUGGCGAGACUGUGGCAGUGGUCAAAGGCGCACAGAUGAUAUGGACUCCGCCGGGGCGGUCCGCGCUGGUGGUGGUGGUGGUGGUGGAGUCGCCGCUGCCUCGAGCAGCGGCAGCAGCGACGACGUCGUCAACAACGACGACGACUCACCUCGGGCCUCCGGGAGGAGGACGCGGGCGACGACGUCGGCGACGAUGGAGGCCGCCGCCGCAGCGACGACGUCGACGACGACGACGAAUAUCAGUAAUCACAUGAGUUCGUCGGCAAUCGCGAGGACUAACGUUAAUAAGCCACUGAAGCGUCCGGCGCCCACGACACCUGCGGCAGCGGCGAAGCAACAGCAGCAGCAGCAGCAGCAGCAGAUGGACAUGGAAGCCGUCGGCAGGUACAUAGAGAGCAACGGGCCGCAGUUCCUGGCCUGGCUCAGGGACAAGGCCAGUCCCGAGAUCAGGCGGCGCUUAGAGACGUCCUUGAUGGCCGAUAAAAAGCCCGAUCGGGAGGAAGCGGCCAGAAGGCAGAACGAGAAGGAUGAGGAGGAGGAAGACGAAGGAGCUGUUAGUGCCGGAGGAGUUAGUGCAGGUGGAGGUGGGGGCGAAGAAGCUUGCAGCACCGCAGCGGCAGCCACUUCGUCGACGGUCAGUCAGCGCAACAAGCGUAACAGCAUUACGUCGGAUCUCUUUCAAGCCUGGCUGGCCUCGAAUUCGCCGAUCAAGCGCGCGAGGAGUCCCAGCAGAUCAUCCGGCGGAGAGGGCGGCCAGCAGCAGCAGCAGCAACUGCCGUUGACGCAGCGUCGCCGUGAGCUGCGCCGCAUGACCGAGAACGAGCUGCUGAUGGAGCUGAUACGCGACGUGGCCAACGAGCUCGACAUCAACGCACUGUGCCACAAGAUCCUCGUGAACGUGGGCAUACUGACGCGGGCCGAUCGGGCGAGUCUGUUUCUGGCCCGGGGCUCCUCGGACGAUCGCUACCUCGUCGCCAAGCUGUUCGACGUCAGGCAGGACACGGAGUUCGAGGAUGCGGUGGCCGAGGCCCAGCACCGCGAGGAGAUCAGGGUGCCGUUCGGCGUCGGCAUCGUCGGCUGCGUCGCCCAGAACAAGCAGAUCAUCAAUAUCAAGGAUGCUUACACGGAUCCUCGCUUCAAUCCGGAGAUCGACCAGCGCACCGGCUACAGGACCAAGUUCAUCCUCGCCGUGCCCAUACGCAAUUACGAGGGCGACGUGAUCGGCGUCGCUCAGAUAAUCAAUAAAAUCGAGGACGACGACGACGACGGCGACGGGAUCAAGCAGAAAAAGAAGGAGGAGGACGACGAAGAGGCGGAGGAAGGCUUCAGCGAGCACGACGUCAAGCUGUUCGAGCGCUACCUCACGUUCUGCGGCAUCGGCAUCCAGAACGCCCAGCUGUUCGAGCUCUCCAUUCUCGAGUAUCGGCGCAAUCAGAUACUGCUGAAUCUGGCGCGCAGCAUAUUCGAGGAGCAGAACAAUCUCGAGUGCCUCGUCACCAAGAUCAUGACCGAGGCCAAGGAUCUGCUCAAGUGCGAGCGCUGCGCCGUCUAUCUGCUGGAUCUCGACUGCGGCGAGGCCGGCCACCUCGAGAAGAUCGUGCAGCGUCCGAGCAAGAGCAUACAGGAGUCGAGGCGGCCCCUGCUGAGGCGCGAGAGCAACAACAUCGACAUGGACGACAUUCUCCGACAGCACGCCGGCGAGGAGAGUCAAUUCACGAUGGUGUUCGAGCUGGAGCACGGCGAGCAGAACGCCAAGACGUACCGCCCGACGAGCGAGCAGCUCAAGAGCCCGCUGGGCCAGAUAGCACGCUACGUCGCUGCGACGGGCCAGAUCCUCAACAUCGGCGACGUGGCGAGCUGGUCGUCGGGCAAGCACGUGUUCCAGAGCUCGUCGGGCGCCUCGAGCACGCCCACCCGCAGCAUACUCUGCAUGCCCAUCGUCAACGGUCAGCGCGCCAUUAUCGGCGUCGCCCAGACCAUCAACAAGGACACCGCCGCGGGCUGCUGCUCCGCAAGCUGCGGCAGCAGCGCCUUCGCCGACUCGGACGUCACCAUCUUCGAGGCCUUCGCCAUCUUCUGCGGCCUGGGCAUACACAACACGCAGAUGUACGAGUCCGCGUGCAAGCUCAUGGCCAAGCAGAAGGUGGCCCUGGAGUGUCUGAGCUAUCACGCCACUGCGGCCAACGACGACGCCGUGAAACUCGCCAUGGAUCCGAUCAAGCCCGCCGAGCAGUACAAUCUCUACAGCUUCAACUUCAUCGACUUCGAUCUGUCGGACGAGGACACGUGUCGCGCCUGCCUGAGGAUGUUCCAGACCUGCGACCUGAUCGAUCGCUUCCACAUACCCUACGACGUGCUCUGCCGCUGGAUACUCAGCGUCAAGAAGAACUAUCGGCCCGUCAAGUAUCACAACUGGCGGCACGCGCUCAAUGUCGCCCAGACCAUGUUCGCCAUGCUCAAGACCGGCAAGAUGGAGCAGUUCAUGACGGACAUCGAGAUUCUCGGGCUACUGGUGGCCUGCCUGUGUCACGAUCUCGAUCAUCGCGGCACCAACAACGCCUUCCAGAUGAAGACCGAGUCGCCCCUGGCGAUACUCUACUCCACCAGCACCAUGGAGCACCAUCACUUCGACCAGUGCGUGAUGAUACUGAGCAGCGACAGCAACAACAUCUUUCAGAAUCUCGCCAUGGAGGAUUACCGGCGAGUGAUGCGAGUCGUCGAGAGCGCGAUACUGUCGACGGAUCUGGCGGGCUACUUCAAGAAGAAGAUCGUGUUCACGCAGCUGAUCGACGAGGGCGAGUUCGACUGGCAGAGCGCCGAGAAGAAGGAGCUACUGUGCGGCAUGAUGAUGACGGCGUGCGACGUGAGCGCCAUCGCCAAGCCCUGGGAGAUCCAGCACCGGGUGGCCAAGCUCGUGGCCGACGAGUUCUUCGACCAGGGCGACCUCGAGCGCCUCCAGCUCAAUCAACAGCCCGUGGCGAUGAUGGAUCGCGAGCGACGCGACGAGCUGCCCCAGAUGCAGGUCGGCUUCAUCGACGUCAUCUGUCUGCCCCUGUAUCGCGUGCUUGCGGACACUUUUCCCUGGAUCGAGCCGCUCUACCAAGGAACCGCCGAGAAUCGCCGACACUGGCAGGAUCUCGCGGAGAAGGUCGAGAUGGGCCUGACGUGGAUCGAUCGCGACACCAUCGAGGAGCCCGUCGAGGAGUUCGUGUCGCAGGAGCCCAGAGACAUCGAGUUCACGGUGACGACGCUCAACUGUCAGCAGCACGUCAACAAGCAGGAGGCCACCAGUACGGCAGGAGGUAGUACCGGCGGCAAGUCGUCGUCGUCCGCGGCGUCGUCGGCCCUCGGCAAGUUCGCCUCCCUGCGCAAGGGUGGCCAGCGCCUCGGCAAGGGCAUGCGCCAACGCUUCAAUCGCUCGCUGCACUCGCGCAGCAACUCCGAGCCGGACAAUUCGAAUCUCGGUGCGGCUGCGGCUGCGGCGGCCAACAGCAACAACAGUCUGCAAUCCGGUGGGAACGUCGAGUCUGCCGCUGGUACUGGUGGUCCGGGACCUUCCGCGACUGCUGCUGCUGCUGCGACGACGGAAGCGACGACGACGACGACGACGUCGCGAGGAUCUUCCGCGGGCAGCGGAAAGAAAAACAAACUCUGUCAGCUCAUAUGACGGCUAACGUCCUCGACCCUCGAGAGCAUACCCGAAUGAAUGAUUUAGGGACAAAUUGUACGUAGAUCGUGAAAACCUAAAAUAGAUCUUUUUAUUACUCAACUAUAGUACUUAAAAAAACGCAUACAAUCAUAGGCGCGCGCGAAUAUGGCCAUAUUCAUUAUUAUUAUUAUUAUAGACAUGCAUGUGUGCGCCGCUUUUGCUCCGUAUUGGUGUGUGUCUGUGCGUGCGCGAAUAAAUUAGUAAAAUUAAUAAUAAUAAUACACACACAAUUUCACUCUAAAUGUUUUAUAAUUUAGAGUGGCGAAAGUAGAUAAAUUAUAAAUUAAUAUAUGAAUAACGUAGCUAAUUCAUUUAUCAUUGUUGACGAUACAAAGUUUUAUGAAAAAAAAAAAAAAAUAAUAUCAAAGUAUAUUGUAAAACGAAAAAAUAUAAAUGUGGAAUGUACAUGAUUUCCAUCGGUUUUUAUUUUUUUACAUUUAAACAAAAAAAAAAACAUUGAAAAAUCGAUACGUGUAAUAUAUAUUAUACCGUCUAUAGCUGUGUUUUAUUGUACAUAAACGUUAUUAUAUAUAAAAGCGAAAGCAAAAGAAGAAAACAACCAAUUUGAUGAUGAUAAAAAAACCGUAUUUGUAAAGUCUCAGUGUAAUUUAAGGUUCGCCAGGCAUUUAUUAAAAAUAUAAAAAGUAAAAAUGUGUGUGAAAUCAA
Messenger RNA from Trichogramma pretiosum, 5954 nucleotides. It is a transcript of the gene Pde6, whose product is annotated as cGMP-specific 3',5'-cyclic phosphodiesterase. Gene Ontology annotation, biological process: signal transduction. NCBI's taxonomy places the organism in Eukaryota, Metazoa, Arthropoda, Insecta, Hymenoptera, Trichogrammatidae. Bases 1620 to 5246 code for a protein of 1208 amino acids. Gene Ontology annotation, molecular function: protein binding; 3',5'-cyclic-nucleotide phosphodiesterase activity. The record is from RefSeq and is a predicted model, not a curated record. The transcript has 6 exons.